GUCACAGAGCUUGUCUGCAGUUUUCUUCCUUUCUCUCCCUCCACCUCGUGAGUGAAUAGCCAUGAACUGGUCUGUGGGAGUCCUGCGGGCCGGCCGGAGAGUGGAGGCUGCGAGAGUGAAUUUCCUGUGCCCGAGGGGGGCGCUGUGUCCCCGCCAGCCGGCAGGCAUCUCCCUUCCGGUCGCCUGGCCCGUCACCCUCGUGUCCAGGAUGGCGACCAUCAAGUGUGAGCUUAUCAAGAAUUUCACCUCCGAGGAGGCCGUUCAUCACAACAAAGUCUCCAUUAUAGGAACCGGAUCGGUUGGCAUGGCCUGUGCUAUCAGCAUCCUGUUAAAGGGCUUGACCGAUGAACUUGCCCUUGUGGAUGUUGAUGAAGACAAACUGAAGGGUGAGACCAUGGAUCUGCAACAUGGCAGUCCGUUCGUGAAAAUGCCGACUAUUGCCUCCAGCAAAGAUUACCUUGUCACUGCAAACUCCAACCUUGUGGUCAUCACAGCAGGUGCACGCCAGGAAAAAGGAGAAACGCGGCUUAAUUUAGUCCAGCGCAACGUGGCCAUCUUUAAGUUAAUGAUUUCCAGUAUUAUCCAGUAUAGCCCUCGCUGCAAACUGAUUGUUGUUUCCAAUCCAGUAGAUAUAUUAACUUACGUGGCCUGGAAAUUGAGUGGAUUUCCCCAAAACCGUGUUAUUGGAAGUGGUUGUAAUCUGGACACUGCCCGUUUCCGUUUCUUGAUUGGGCAAAAGCUUGGUAUUCACUCUGAAAGCUGUCAUGGGUGGGUCCUUGGAGAGCAUGGAGAUUCCAGUGUCCCUGUGUGGAGUGGAGUGAACAUCGCUGGUGUCCCUCUGAAGGAUUUGAGUUCAGAUAUAGGAACUGAUAAAGAUCCCGAGAAGUGGAAAAAUGUCCACAAAGAUGUAAUUGCCAGUGCCUAUGAGAUUAUUAAAAUGAAAGGUUAUACUAAUUGGGCCAUUGGCUUAUCUGUGGCUGAUUUAACGGAAAGCAUUUUGAGGAAUCUUAGAAGAGUGCAUCCAGUUUCCACCAUAAUUAAGGGUCUGUAUGGGAUAAACAAAGAAGUAUUCCUCAGUGUUCCAUGUGUCUUGGGAGAGAAUGGUAUUGCAGACCUUGUAAAGGUGACGCUGACCCCUGAAGAACAGGCCCGUCUGAAGAAGAGUGCAGAAACACUGUGGGAAAUUCAGAAGGAGCUUGAGCUUUAAAGUUGUUUGAAACUAUCUUUCAGAAGUUAUUGAAGAGAUAGUAGGUGUGGGGUUGUAUAUGUCAAAUUUUUUAAUAAACUUGAAAUUGCUAGAAGUUGGAAAUAGGAAAGGAAGUACAGUGACUCAUCUGUUUAUUCCCCGGCUUUUUUAUUUAGCAUACAGAUGUCAGGAUGAUUUUUUUUCCCCACACACAAUUCCUAAGUGACUGCAUCAAAGGUGUUUUUGUACCACUGAUGUGCCAGUACUUGCCACAGACAGAGAGAGAGUUGCUAUUUGGUCCAAAAGGAUAAAGGAUAUAGGUUUGUUGUGUUACAGAAAUAAUUUUCAUUAAGUACAUGUUAAUUUUUUCAUUCUGGCUGGCUUACACCUACUGUGUUCAUUUAUAUACUGUUUUUAAGAAGUUGUGACUUUCUCUACAAUGUAAAAAUAAAUAUACAGACAGAAGUACUGUGAAGGAGCCAUCAGCUGCCUUCGUGCGCCUGUGACAACCUUUCAGAAGCUGAAUUUCCGGGUUCUUCAAAAUGACUGUCGGUCCUAGAACGCCUUCAUCGUUCUACCUCCAGUACCGGAGUCCUGCAAGAGGCAGCUGAAGCCAAAUGAGCUAGUCAGUGGCAAAGACAUUAAUUCCAACAACUGCUUAUUUUUUUAACAAUAGAUACUAUUCUUAAGGAUGAAAGACUUUCGAAGCAAAAUGCAAUCAAUAUUUCCAGCAAUCCCCAAGAACUCCGAAUCGACUCUUGAGUGGGAGGAAGCAUUGAAAUCCAAAUGAGAUAAGCAUGGUGAGGGAAGUCUAAAACGAUUGUUUUGGAAAGGGUGGCUUCAGAGAUGCCACAGAAGCAAAGGGGCCUCGAUUGAUUUAUCAUCAGGAACAUGUGCAUUGUUGACUGAAUUCAUGGGAUAGAAGGCGCUCAGUGUCCACAGAGGAGGCCGCCAGUCUGUGCGCUUUACUUUAAAAUUCACAUGGGCAUGCGUGUGCCUAAGGUUUUCCCAAAAUUGGGAAGACUAUUUAAAAAUAAUCAUAUGGAUAACCUCUCUGUGGAGAAGAUCCCAGGAGAAGUACAUCUGUUUAUAACAGCUGAAGCCAAGUUUUGUACCUGAAAAAAAUGUCUAAUAACAUAUGAUGGAAAAUCUUUAUAGACAGACUCCUAACCACACUAGUACCUCAAUGUGUCUAAUUAAAUGAGUUUCAACAGCG
Molecule: messenger RNA, 2402 nt
Organism: Felis catus (domestic cat)
Lineage: Eukaryota; Metazoa; Chordata; Mammalia; Carnivora; Felidae
Gene: LDHAL6B
Product: lactate dehydrogenase A like 6B
Exons: 3
Coding region: 62-1207 (381 amino acids)
Biological process (GO): carboxylic acid metabolic process
Cellular component (GO): cytoplasm
Molecular function (GO): L-lactate dehydrogenase (NAD+) activity
Source: RefSeq, a predicted model, not a curated record